Messenger RNA from Quercus robur (English oak), 913 nucleotides. RefSeq names its product metal tolerance protein 10-like. The record is from RefSeq and is a predicted model, not a curated record. Bases 2 to 898 code for a protein of 298 amino acids. Gene Ontology annotation, molecular function: monoatomic cation transmembrane transporter activity. Lineage: Eukaryota; Viridiplantae; Streptophyta; Magnoliopsida; Fagales; Fagaceae. Gene Ontology annotation, biological process: transmembrane transport; monoatomic cation transport. The transcript has 4 exons. Gene Ontology annotation, cellular component: membrane.
GAUGCAGCAGCUUGCGAAGAGUGAGAGGAUGGCUAUCUAUCUGUCAAACAUAGCUAACAUUGUGCUCUUUGCAGCAAAACUCUAUGUUUCUAUUCAGGGCAGAUCAUUGGUGGUUAUUGCCUCAACAUUGGAUUCACUCUUAGAUCUCUUGUCAGGGUUUAUAUUGUGGUUCAUGGCCCAUGCCAUGAGAAACCCAAACCAGUAUCGUUAUCCAAUUGGAAAAAAUCGGAUGCAGCCAGUGGGAAUCAUUGUUUUUGCUUCAGUUAUGGCAACUCCUGGAUUACAAAUUCUGCUUGAGUCUGGUCGACAAUUCAUGGCAAAGACCCAGCCUGAAAAGGAUCCUGAGAAGGAGAAAUGGAUGAUUGGGAUAAUGGUCUCUAUAACCAUAGUGAAGUUUAUGCUUGUGGUCUAUUGUCAAAGGUUUAAAAAUGAUAUCAUUAGAGCCUAUGCUCAAGAUCAUUUUUUUGACGUUAUUACUAAUUCAAUAGGUUUGGCAGUAGCCAUCUUGGCCAUUCGAUAUUAUUGGUGGAUUGAUCCUACUGGAGCUGUUAUGAUAGCACUAUAUACAAUGAAUACAUGGACGAAGAUAGUCAUUGAGAUUGUCUGGGCACUGAUUGGAAGGACAGCACCGCCUGAAUUUUUGGCAAAGCUAACAUAUCUGAUAUGGAACCACCAUGAAGAUAUCAAGCACAUUGACACAGUAAGAGCAUACACUUUUGGUUCAAAUUAUUUUGUGGAGGUUGACAUAGUUUUGCCACGAGACAUGCUUUUGAACAAAGCUCAUGAUAUUGGUGAGUUGCUGCAAGAAAAACUUGAGCAACUCCCUGAAGUUGAGCGAGCUUUUGUGCAUACAGAUUUUGAGUAUUCUCAUAGGCCUGAACACAAUAUUGGGGUUUGAUGACAAUGAUGAUGA